Molecule: messenger RNA, 953 nt
Organism: Arachis duranensis
Lineage: Eukaryota; Viridiplantae; Streptophyta; Magnoliopsida; Fabales; Fabaceae
Exons: 3
Coding region: 217-555 (112 amino acids)
Biological process (GO): translation
Cellular component (GO): ribosome
Molecular function (GO): structural constituent of ribosome
Source: RefSeq, a predicted model, not a curated record
GGCCAGAUUUUGGGCCCACUCGUUUCCUCUUUCUAUCUAACCCUAUCAGUCUCCGACGAAGCACUGUUGCCACUUCCAGCUCACCGAAGCCAAACACCACCGUCGUCCCCUUUCCGACCGUCGCCGGCGGCUUUGUCAUCUUCGCCGUGAAGUCUGAAGCAGCAACAACCUCUACAGGUUUUGAUAUAAAAAAAUAGGCAAGGAGUAGCAGUAAACAUGAACACCAUUGCAAGGCAUGCAUCUAGCUUUCUCAGAUGGACAAGCCACACCCUCGAACCGCUGAAUAACGGGCAUCACCAAUUGCAGCAACUUCAGCAGUCCAGAGGCAUACGGGUCAGGGUAAUAAACGGGAAUGUGGAACAGGCACUUACUUUGUUGCAGCGUAAGAUGACAGCAAGUGGUAUUGAACGGAUGAUAAAGCGUGAACAGAGAUUUCAUAUCAAGAACUCUGAGAAGCGGGUUUUAGCCAAAAAGAACUUAGAGCGGAGGCUUAAAUCUGAGGAUCUUGCUAGAAAACUUAAGGCCAUUAUGAUCAAGAAAAUCAGGGGUAUGUGAGAAAGAUAUACUGGUAUAGCACAGAGAAAAGUUACUGUGAGUCAUAUUAUAGGUGGCCCAUUCCUUCCAUUUCUGUUUCACUUUCAUCUUGCUGUUUAUUAUUUCCCCUUGAGUUUUGUUGUUACCUUUCAUUUCAUGGCAUUAUGAAUUAUACAGGAAAAUAAAAUUUCAGCUGGAACAGUAGUAAGGUUAGCUAUGAGCCAAAGAGCAAUUUUAUUAUUAGGUUAUAACAGUAGUAAUCAAAUCAUUUUGGAUGGAGAUGUGUUGCAACCUCUAUUUUAUUAUGGCAGGUUUAUGUAACUGUAUUCAGAAAAACAAACCUGUGAAUUUUUUGUAUGGAUGCUAAAGCAUAUUGUUGGACAUUUUUUAUGAAACAUAAAAGUAAACUUUAAUUGAAA